Molecule: messenger RNA, 1263 nt
Organism: Branchiostoma belcheri (Belcher's lancelet)
Lineage: Eukaryota; Metazoa; Chordata; Leptocardii; Amphioxiformes; Branchiostomatidae
Product: latrophilin Cirl-like
Exons: 9
Coding region: 105-1073 (322 amino acids)
Molecular function (GO): carbohydrate binding
Source: RefSeq, a predicted model, not a curated record
AGUACAGUCUCCAGGGAGAGGCAAGAGAGGAGGGUCCAAGAUCAACGUCGGACGAGACUCUCGGCACUUCCUUACCUGUUGAUAAAGGUUCCUAGACAUCUGAGAUGGCAGUCAAACUGCUGCUGACUGUGGGGCUGGUGUUUCUGAUCGGACGCUCGGCGACAACUGAAGUACUUACAGACGACACCCUGUCCCCAGCAGAGGUGCCGCAGCAAGCGCGGGACAGCGCCGGGGACCUGACCGAUAACGAAGUGCUGCACUUGGUGGAGACUCUCAAAAAUGUGAUCGAGGAAGAGGACAGAGCUGCAGAAGGGGGUGCUUCAGUGGAUGAACCCGAUGCCGACCCUCCAGUAGAAGAAAUGAAGCAAUACGGGAAUGAAGUGGAGCUGGGGACAGAUGGUCUGAUUGAAGAAGAAGAAAGAGAAAUGUCGCAAGAGCUUGAAGGGGAGACUUCAGUUGGUGUUGAAGAAGCAGUGGAGGAAGUUCGCCAUGUUUCUGGUGGCGGCCUAAGGCAAGCACGAGUCUGUGAACACCAGACACUGACCAUCAGUUGUCCUGCUGGACGACAGAUCCGCGUCGUGUCCGCCCUGUACGGCCGGACCUCCCGUGCCUUUUGCCCCCACAGCCAAAUCCGCACCACCAGCUGCCAAAGCACCAACAGCCUGACCCUGGUCAGGACCAGCUGCCAGGGGAGGUCCUCCUGCUCUGUGAGGGCCUCCAACAGCGUGUUCGGGGACCCCUGUCGUGGCACCUUCAAGUACCUGGAAGUCAGGUACACCUGCACUGGACGCCCGACGACUGCGUGUGCCGGCUGGACCCGCUGGUAUGACCGUGACAACCCGUCUGCCACCGGAGACUGGGAGGUGCUGUCCCACCUCCGUCAGGAGAACCCCGGGCAGAUCUGCGCCGCGCCCUCGGGCAUCCAGGCCCGCGUCAAAGGGGCCAACACCCCCGCCUCGCAAACUGGGCGGCAGUUCUUCAAGUUCAACCCACAAGUCGGGUUCGUCUGCAGGAACAACGACAAUGGCCGCAACCGCUGUCUGGACUACGAAGUGCGCUUCUGGUGCCCAUAGUCAUAGCGGGCAAAUACUGCACCACUUUGGUAGCCUGGUGUCCUGUCUAUUGUCCAGUCUAUUGCGUGGUUGGGACGGGCUCUCUUCGGGGCUCUAUGCCAAUUCAGAUAUGAUGCUUACUAGUACAGAGCUUAUGCUAAUCACUAGACAGGCUUGAACUAUGAAAUAAAUGCGUUUUAUGCAGAAAGAA